Messenger RNA from Didymella exigua CBS 183.55, 1350 nucleotides. Its product is annotated as glycoside hydrolase family 76 protein. The transcript has 2 exons. The record is from RefSeq and is a predicted model, not a curated record. Gene Ontology annotation, molecular function: mannan endo-1,6-alpha-mannosidase activity. Bases 1 to 1350 code for a protein of 449 amino acids. NCBI's taxonomy places the organism in Eukaryota, Fungi, Ascomycota, Dothideomycetes, Pleosporales, Didymellaceae. Gene Ontology annotation, biological process: fungal-type cell wall biogenesis; carbohydrate catabolic process.
AUGAAGUUCACCUCUGCCGUCGGGGCCUUGGGGGCCUCGAGCGUGCUCUUGUCUGGUGUCAGCGCUAUUCAGCUCGACAUCACCUCGACCGACAACAUCAAGCAGGUCGCAAAGUCAAUCUCCGCCAACCUGCGCCAGUACUACACUGGCGACCGUGUUGGCGACACACCUGGAAACUUGCCCGACCCGUACUAUUGGUGGGAAUGCGGUGCCAUGUUCAAUGCUUUCAUUGACUACUGGUACUACACCGGCGACGACCAGUACAACGGCAUUACCACCCAGGCUUUGCAGCACCAGAUUGGAGACUACGAUGCCUUCAUGCCGGCCAACCAGACCAAGACGCUCGGAAACGACGACCAGGCUUUCUGGGGAAUGGCCGCCAUGACUGCUGCUGAGAACAAGCUACCUGAUCUUACAGACGGGUCACCCUCAUGGCUUGCCCUUGCUCAGGCCGUUUUCAACACUCAAAAGGACCGCUGGGAUAAUGCGACUUGUGGAGGAGGAUUGAAGUGGCAGAUCUUCACCUUCAACAACGGUUACAACUACAAAAACACCAUCUCCAAUGGUUGCUUCUUUAAUAUCGCUUCCCGCCUUUACAAGUACCUUGGCAACGAAACCUACGGGACCUGGGCUGAGCAGGCUUGGGAAUGGGAGCUUUCUGUUGGUCUCAUGAGCGCCGACUACCACUUCUACGACGGUACCGACGACACGCAGAACUGCUCUACCAUCAACCACAUCCAAUGGACCUACAACGCUGGUGUACACAUGGCUGGGGCUGCGGCUAUGUGGAACGUCACUCAGAACGACCUCUGGAAGACUCGUGUCAAGGGCCUUAUCGACGGUGCCAGUGUCUUUUUUAAGGACAAUGUCAUGACUGAAGUUGCCUGCGAGAACAACGGCAAGUGCGAUGUCGACCAGCGAUCUUUCAAGGCUUAUCUGGCUCGCUGGAUGGGAUACACUGCCAUCGUUGCCCCAUGGACACGCACUUACAUCGACCCCUUGCUCCAAGCUUCGGCCAAGGCUGCUGCUGCGCAGUGCACUGGAGGCACAAACCAGACAUCUUGCGGUCUUCGAUGGAUUGACAACGGCGUAAACGAUGGAAGCUUCGGUGUCGGCGAGCAGAUGGCGGCCAUGGAGGUUAUUCAGGCUUUGCUCUACCCUACUGUUUCUGGACCUGCCACACAGAACAACGGCGGCAUUUCGACCUCUAACCCUGACGCUGGUUCCGACGUUCCUCAGACGGCCGUCAGCUUCAACGCUGUCACAACUGGCGACAAGGCGGGUGCAAGCAUCUUGACCAUCAUCGUUCUUGUUGCUAUCGUUGCUGGCGCCUGGUGGAUGGUCUCGUAG